ACACUGCUUAGUGACACAUACACAUAGGUUGCUUACACAAUUUUCAGGCAGCAACAGGCACUGUCACUUUUCAUACACUGUCUCUGAGUUGGAAAACAUUAAAGACAUUAACUCAGUACCAUGAUAAUAAGCAUUGCUCUGAUCUGGGCAGUAGUGGUGGGGUUCUGCUGUGUUCUCUGGCUGGCUGUGGGGAUACGACGCAGGCAACCUGGUGAGCCUGUAGUUGAGAAUGGCUUCAUCCCCUAUCUAGGUUGUGCCCUACAAUUUGGGGCCAACCCUCUCCAGUUCCUUCGCAGUCGCCAGAACAAGUACGGCCAUAUUUUCACCUGCAAGAUUGCAGGGCAAUACAUUCACUUCCUGUGUGACCCCUUCUCUUACCAUUCAGUUAUCAGACAGGGGAGACACCUGGACUGGCGGAAGUUUCACUUUGCUACAUCAGUCAAGGCAUUUGGCCAUGACAGCUUUGACCCUCGUCAUGGCCACACCACAGAGAACCUACACCAAACCUUUCUGAAGACACUACAGGGCGAUGCUCUGCCCUCCCUGAUAGAGACCAUGAUGGGACACCUCCAGGAUGUCAUGCUGAGGUCAGACACGCUCAGCCCCAGCAAGAACCACUGGGUGGUGGACGGGAUCUUUGCUUUCUGUUACAAGGUGAUGUUUGAGUCUGGCUACUUGACUCUGUUUGGCAAAGAGUUUGGUGAAGACAAGUGUCAGGCUCGGCAGGCUGCUCAGAAAGCCUUGGUGCUUAAUGCUUUGGAGAACUUCAAAGAGUUUGACAAGAUCUUCCCGGCACUGGUGGCUGGCCUCCCCAUCCAUGUUUUCAAGAGUGCCUACAGUGCCAGAGAGAACCUGGCAAAGACUAUGUAUGCUGAAAACCUGUCCAAGAGGAAGAAUGUUUCUGAUCUGAUCUCUAUGAGAAUGAUCCUGAAUGAUUCCUUAUCUACCUUUAAUGACGUAAGCAAAGCCAGGACCCAUGUCGCUCUCCUCUGGGCUUCACAGGCUAACACCCUACCUGCAACCUUCUGGAGUCUCUUUUAUAUGAUCAGGAGUCCUGAUGCUAUGAAAGCGGCUCGUGAGGAAGUGCAUAAAGUUCUGAAAGAUUCAGGUCUGAAGGUUAACCCCAGUGACCCCACACUGACCCUCACAAGGGACCAGCUGGACAACAUGCCUGUUCUAGACAGCAUCAUAAAAGAAGCAAUGCGUCUUUCAAGUGCUUCCAUGAAUGUGCGUGUUGCCAAGGAAGACUUCUUGCUUCACCUUGACAACCAAGAAGCUUACCAUAUAAGGAAAGAUGAUGUCAUUGCACUGUAUCCACCUAUGCUGCACUAUGAUCCAGAAAUCUAUGAAGAUCCAUAUGAGUACAAGUUUGACCGUUUCUUGGAUGAGAAGGGUCAAGAGAAAACUACUUUUUCCCGCAGUGGUCGGAGGCUGCGUUACUUCUACAUGCCCUUUGGCUCCGGGGUCACCAAGUGCCCUGGUAGAUUUUUUGCUGUAUAUGAGAUCAAACAGUUCCUGACUAUGGUCCUGUCCUACUUUGACAUGGAGCUACUGGACCCUGCAGUCAGAGUCCCACCUCUUGACCAGUCCCGUGCUGGUCUGGGAAUUCUCCAGCCAAUCUAUGAUGUGGACUUCAGGUACAAGCUGAAAUCAGACCACUAGGCUCUGUCUGUCAAGCAGAGUGGUUGAAAUACACAUUGUACAUAGUGUAAGUUUAAUGGUGUGGUGGUGAAUAUGCUUUAUUAUAUAUGUAAAUACACUGAUUUAUAUAUAUUUUUUUGCUUUAAUUUGCUGCUGAAGAAAAUUUACUCUGCACAUAAGGAGAUAGACCUAACAAAUGUCAGUGUAUAAACUAUCUGUGUUACCCCAGGGACAUCAGACAUCAGCCAUCUCAAAGCAAAAGUGCAAGGUAACAUCUUCAUUUCUUGAGGAAGGAGAAAUGUAGACCAUAUAAAUUUAGAUGAUUACUUACCAUAAAAUAAAAUUAAAAGUGCUAAAUGCUACAACUAAUCCCUGGUCACAAAAGUUAAUCUAAAAAACUUAAUGUGCUUUCAUUAGUCAUUACACAUGACUAAAUGGGAUAAACAUGCAAAAACACUAGUAUGUUCUUUUAUGGUCUGGAGCUUCUUGAAGUUACCAUUUCUGCACUACCACUACCAAUUAAAUGUGUGUAAAGGGUUAGCAUUGAAAAUCACAGCCAAAUUUGCCAAAUGUUUUCACCGUACUUUCUAUCUCCAUAUUUACCAUGUUGAAUGUAGAAAAUCAUAAAACCAAACCAACCAAACUCCUUUAUUCUUUAUGAAUUAGUGAAUGCCUCACAGUAAUAAAAAAAUGUUUACUGA
This is a messenger RNA of Scatophagus argus, 2342 nucleotides long. RefSeq names its product cytochrome P450 7A1 (gene cyp7a1). Lineage: Eukaryota; Metazoa; Chordata; Actinopteri; Scatophagidae. The record is from RefSeq and is a predicted model, not a curated record. The transcript is spliced from 8 exons. Gene Ontology annotation, molecular function: cholesterol 7-alpha-monooxygenase activity; iron ion binding; heme binding. Gene Ontology annotation, biological process: bile acid biosynthetic process; cholesterol catabolic process; cholesterol homeostasis. Bases 121 to 1662 code for a protein of 513 amino acids.